This is a messenger RNA of Salvia hispanica, 2933 nucleotides long. RefSeq lists its product as uncharacterized. NCBI's taxonomy places the organism in Eukaryota, Viridiplantae, Streptophyta, Magnoliopsida, Lamiales, Lamiaceae. The record is from RefSeq and is a predicted model, not a curated record.
CCUCUCUCCAUGAGCACUGCUCUGUUUUUAUUGUACACAGAUACUAAAAAGGUAGCUGGCUGCGAUUCCAUUUUACAAAACAGCACAAGUAUCUCUCUCUCUCUCUCUGCUAUUGCAUGUUUCAUCAUCCUUGCUGCCGUCACACACAGAGACACACACUUCUCUCCCUUUUCCAGUUGUUUCUGAGCUUCUACGAAGCUAAUUGUUUGAUGAUAAAAUCCGAACCGCUUUGGAAAAGGAACAGCAGAGCUUUCUCUUUGAAUGUGAGCUGAAACAGUUAAUUGAUUCCGGUUUCCCAUGAAAACGAGGAAACAAACUUUUUUCCGGCGAAUUUCCAUCGCCAGAUCUAGCGCUCUCUUUCUUCUCCCGAUUAGCCUGCGUUGUCGCUGAAACUAUUGAUCUAAUUUUCCCCAAAUAGCCCUUUCCAAUCAUUUCUAGCUUUCAACUAAUUUUUGUUUCUGGUUCUGUUUUUAUCCCUUCAAUGUUCUAGAUAUUAGAAGUGAUUUGGGGUUUGAGAUUUUACUUUGAGGGCUUUGUUUGAUGGUGUUUUGCUAUUUUUUCAAUUGGGUUUGAGUUGUGUAAUUUUGUUGGGUUUUGGCUUCUGAAUGGGGAGCUCCAGCGAGGAGCCUAGUAAGGCCAUUGAUAUAUCUGUGGGAGGGUUGGUUUGGGUUCGCCGGAGGAACGGUUCGUGGUGGCCCGGCCGUAUUCUCGGCCCCGAAGAACUCCCCGAGGGUUGUGUGCCGACGCCCAGAUCAGGGACCCCUGUAAAGCUCCUUGGUAGAGAGGAUGCUAGUGUGGAUUGGUAUAAUCUAGAGAAAUCAAAACGAGUGAAAGCUUUUCGAUGUGGGGAGUAUGAUGAUUGCAUUGAGAAAGCUAAGGCAUCUGCUUCUCAGCUUUCCAAAAAGGCAGUCAAAUAUGCUCGAAGAGAAGAUGCUAUCUUGCACGCACUUGAACUGGAAAGUGCUCGUCUUGGGCAAAGUUUGCCUUCUGAACAAAAUUCACAAGCUGGGGAACAACCUCAUGCUGAAGAAUCACCUUCUUCAUCCCAUCAUGUUGAGGAAGAUGUCAAUGAGGAUUUAAGUAUUCCCGGAGAUGAUCCAGAUUCACCCCCAGAACUAUCACAUUCCGGGGUUUCGUUUGAGGAACCAUAUCUCGCAGGUGCAAUUAAGGAAAAGCGGAAGCGGUGGAGAACUCCAAAUGAUUCAGACGAUGGAAGCGAAGGAGUAAAGCGCAUGAAAGGGCUUGAGGACCUGGGGAUGGGUGUGUCGUCUUCAACAAGAAGAAAGAGAUCUCAGGUUGCACACGUCUCUGAAUCCCUGAAAAAGAAAAACCGACGCCGCCCACUCUCAAAAGUUCUGGAAUGUACUGAAAUGGUAUCUGCUCCUGUUGUUCCUGAUCAACAGUCUAGUCCUGCUGGGUCAAUAGUUCCUGAAGUAUCCGAGAGCAAGGUUUCUGAACUAGAAUCGAAUGAAUCAAAGAUAAACAACUCUCUUGCAAUGAAUAACAAUUCAGACAGUACUGGAGUUUCGUGCGAGAAUGCGAUGUCGUUGAGUACACAUAGACAUGCAGAUGCAGAUGCUUCCCUUCAAUCCAAACCGAAGGAGAAUGAAAUUUCCAGCAUGCUAGGGAUUCCAGAGAAUGGAUCUUCAAACAGGUUGUCCGAUGUGCCUCUCGUUGCUGAAGAAAAGCUAUCUGCAGGUUUAUCCACAACUGAUAACGGUGCAUUGCAAAAGGCUCAGGUUGGCGCUGGAGCCCAGUCGAGCCAAAGUAGUCAUGUUGAGACAGUGUCUUUGGGAAAUGAGGAGCGCAAUGAGACGGGUUCUACUAGUUCAGGGACUGUUGAUGUUCAUGACAUCGGCCAGAGGAUGGAGAAAGGUACCUCAGAGUGGCAGUUGAAAGGAAAGAGGAAUUCUCGUUCGAGGAAAGUGGAUGUGGACGAUGAGGCUGAUACAGAGGUGGCUGGUCUCAGGCGGGAUAGCUUUGUAGCCAGCUCUAGUAGGAAAGUAGACCCUAACCGGGUUGGUGGAUCUCUCAUUUCAGAUAUGCAGCUCGAAGAAUUUCGUGGGUGGAGCCGGAACGCUCCUCAUAAAGACUCUCAUACAAGAGGAUCAACGACUGACCUUUCUGCGCCCCAGAGGCUGCUCCCCUAUCGUCAGUCUCGUUCGACGGUUAACCCGAAGUAUGACUCUUCCGAUUUUUCUCUCAGGCACCAUACUGCAGGUUCCGGCUUGUAUGAUGUCAAUGUGGAGGUGAAAACCAGCUUCCGGCAGCAGGGCGUCCCGUAUAUCUCUCUGAUGAGCAAAUUACACGGCCAGCCCAUCAUCGGCCACCCACUGUCGGUCGAGGUAUUGGACGAUGGCUUUUGUGAUGACAUACUCGGUGUUUCUGAAUGUCACAGCAGCAGCUCUGAGCUGGACGGCAAACUGAGUAACGGCCACUCUUUUCUUCAAAGUGACGACACGGCCUAUGAUCAGAAUCCACGCGGGAGGCCGCCCAUCAACCGUCGUUCGGGGACAAAGCGCCCAAAAGCAAGGAGGAGGAACGGGCUCUCGUCGAAGAAGAUCAGGACUUUGUCUUCGCUAACUAGUGCUCACAGGCAAAGCCAAGCACAGAAGCAGCCGAGGGCUGGGAAGCUCAAGGCUCCUUCUAUAGCAUGUGUUCCGUUAAACGUAGUUUUCAGUAGAAUAAAUGCAGCCUUGAACAGCUCGAUGCAGCCUGCGCCUCGUCUUGCUGCAACUUGCGGUGUCUGAAGAUCAUCGGGCGCGGCUCGGUUGGUCGGAAAUGUAGCAAUGGGGUUUGUACGAUUAAGCUCUAUGCAUUGGUUUUUAGUGUGGAAAUAUACAAGGCUUUGGCUGUGUAUAGUGUAUUGAUUAGAUUCAGCUUGUAAAAGCAUUCAGAAUUAUGGAUUAUUAACUGACUUUUUAAUUUCUGCA